UAUGAACGAGGUGUGGGUCGACGAGACCCGACGACCGCCGGAAGAGGCACCGCAAAGAGUGACCAUGUUCUUCAUCGAAGACCGCAACAGCGACCCGAGGCGCUACAACGCCUCGCGCGUCAACGAAGUCGCCGCGGUGUUCACCGGCGAGAACGGCUUGCCGCCGGCGCAAGUGGAUUUCGCGGUUUACGACCGCGCGACGGCCGGACCCGCGAUGCGCACGCUGUCGACGAGGUCGCCACACAUCGAUCCGAUGGUAUACCCGCUGCUCUUUCCGAACGGCGAAAGGGGAUGGAACCAACACAUGGAACAGACGGGCGCGCGGAGAACGACCAACAGGCAACGCGUGUCCAUCAGGGAGUUCAUGUGUUAUCGUCUAGCCGUCCGUUACGGGGACAACAACGACGGCGGUCACGGCGGGUUCCGCCCGUUACACGCCGGCGGUUUUCUGUUUCAACAGCUCCUGUGCGACUAUUACGUGCGCAUGGAAUCGGAGCGGUUUGAAUACUACGAAGCGCACCAGUCAGACUUUUUCGUGGAGGCCUACCAAGGUCUGAUGGAUCACAUCAACGGGCAACACGACGUGACUAGGGACAACGACGUCGGGUCCCGCGUCAUUCUGCCUGCUUUGCACACGGCCGGCGUGAGGUUCAUGAAAAGACGUUAUCACGACGCCAUGGCCUUGGUGCGGACAUACGGCAAGCCCGAUCUGUUCAUCACUUUCACCUGCAACCCAAAGUGGACGGAGAUCGCGGACAACCUGUCGGACACGUUGACGUACAUCGACAGGGCCGAUUUGGUUUCGCGCGUGUUUCACGUCAAACUCAAAGCGCUGAUGAACGAUCUGACGCGCAUGAACGUCUUACGUCUACACGGUCGAGUUUCAGAAGCGCGGUCGGCCGCACGCGCACAUACUGCUCAUUCUCGAAGAGCGGUUUAAAAUACGUUUGGCCGAAGACGUGGACCGAAUCGUUUGGACAUAACGGAUCCCGUCGCGCAACCGGCGCUGCACCGUCUGGUCAAGGCCCACAUGUUGCACGGUCCGUGCGGCGUGUUUUUCAGAACGUCGCCGUGUUGAGACCAAGAGAGAAACGUCUGUACCAAGCAAUACCCGAAACCGUAUUGCGAGGAAACGAUUUACCGCGCCGACGGCGGUCACCCCGAGUACAGGCGACCCGACAACGGUCGUACCGUCAAAGUGCGGCGGGCCAUCCUGGACAGUCAGUGGGUGGUGUCUUACAAUCCUUAUCUGACGGCCUAAUACAACGCCCACAUCAACGUGGAGGUGUGCUCUUCGGUGAAGAGCGUCAGGUAUCUGUACAAGUACGUGUACAAGGGCCACGACGCCGCCACGUUCGCGGUGUUGAACAACAACGAAAUACAGAACUAUUUGAACACGAGAUACGUGAGUCCGCCUACUAGUCUACCUGAGGACGUUGCUGCUGUACCGCAGGGGCCCGAUCGGUUUCGAGGACCUGAGGACAGUCUACGGUACGGUGUACCCCACCUACGCCGAGGCCGCGACGGCUCUGGGCAUCUUGCGAGACGAUCGCGCGUGGAGAGCGUGUAUGCGAGAAGCUUCCGUCCACGACACGCCGCAUCAGUUGAGAUGUCUGAUCGUCUCGAUACUCCUGCAUUGCUCGCCUAAUGACCCGCCGUGACUGUACGACGAGUUUAAGGACAAUCUGAUGAAAGAUUACUUCAGACGACGCGCAGACCGCGACAGAUCCGAAACCAUGUGUUUGGCUGCCGUGGAACGUCACCUGGCGGCUUCAAACAAGACGCUGGUGGGUUACGGUUUACCCGAACCCGAUCGCGCUCUGUUAGUACCGGACGCCGCGCCAGCCGACAACACGAUGGCGGCGUCGGCGGCAGACGUCGCCGAGUUGAUCGGUCGACUGAACGAACAACAGCGGACGAUAUACGAUCGCGUCAUGCGGGCGAUCGACGACACCAGGCGUCUUUUGCCCAAGUUGUUCUACGCUUCCAGAGCCGGAGGUUGCGGCAAGACCUUCCUGUACAACUAUUUGAUUUCGUCCAUCCGGAGCCACGGAGGGACCGUGAUUUCCGUAGCCUAUACCGGGAUAGUCGAGUCGUUGAUCCAGGGCAGAAAGACCAUAAGUGUUCUGCACAUUAACGCGCGACCAUUGCGGUUUGCGUUUAUUUUGUUCCACACUAACGCCACGCGUUCACUUACAGGUUCACUCUACGUUCGGCGUUAGGGUGGCGCCGCACGAUCUAGAAGACCCGUCGUAUCUGGCGAUGCAAUUGAGGAAAGCGCAGGCUCUGCGCGCCGCUUCGCUGAUCGUUUGGAACGAGGCGUCCAUGUCGCCCACGUCGCAGCUGCGGGUCGCCGACAGGUUGCUCAGGGACGUCAUGAACGUGCCGGACACGCAUUUCGGCGGUAAACUCGUGCUGUUCGCCGGCGACUUCAGGCAGACGUUGCCCAUCGUGAAGCGCGGUUCGCGAGCCCAAAUUGUUUCCGCCACCAUACGACAUGGUGUUUAUUGGGUCUUGAUGGAAAAAUACGCGCUGGAGCGCAACAUGCGAGCCGACGGACUGGAACACGUGACUAUUCCGGGCGGUGCGGUAAGCGAAUCUUUUGUGUCUCUAUUGGACUUUGUUUACCCACGGGCGAUGUCGUUGGACAACGUCCGCGAUUACGCUAAACAUAUUGUUUUGUGUGUUACGAACAACGAGUGCAAGAACAUCAACGAUCAGGUGCUCCACAGUCGAGUGACGGGGUCGCAGAGGGUGUACACCGCCACCGAUGCCGUCAUAGCCGACGACGACGACGAGGCGGCCAAUUUUCUCGUAGAGUUCCUCAACACUCUGGAAGCGGACAACUUGCCGCCGUACAGGUUAACUCUGAAGGUGGGCGCGAUCGUCAUGUUGCUGAAGAACCUGGACACGGCCAGACGGCUGUGCAACGGCACCAGACUGGUAAUUACUGAGCUCAGGCAACAUAAUUUUAAAGCUAAACUGUUGAAAGAUCUCGACGCCGAGGAGACAGUCGUUCCCAUCGUUCAGACGAGGACGUCCGGGGACGGCGACAUUCCGUGCCGCAUGUGCCUUUACCAGUUUCCCGUGAGGCUAUGCUACGCCAUGACCAACAAGUCGCAGGGGCAGACGUUCGAUCGUAUCGGCCUGUCGCUGACGGUACAGCCGUUCGCCCACGGACAGCUGUACGUGGCGUUUUUGAGGGUGCGCAACCAGAAUUCCAUCAGGGUUUACCCUUUGUCGGCCGUGGACGGACCGUGCGUUGUGAAAAACGUCUUGUACAGGGAAGUAUUAGAAUAAUUUUGAUGUAAAUCAUGUUUAAUAGCGACAUUGAACGCGAUCCCACGGUACAGCGGGUAAUCGAGUGUUUUGAACGGAUUAAGUGGUGUAAUCCGGUCAAAAUGCUCGAUUUUGACGGGCGUAACUUGGGCGUUUAUGCGAAUAUUCUGCCUGUGUCCCUGUAUGCUCGAUCGCCAGUUUUCUGAUCGCGAUCGUUCGCGUUGGACAGCGAAAAAUCGGGUUUUUUGAACGGAUUACCUGGUGUAGUCCGGCCAAGAAACUCUAUUGCUGCUGGCACGGGUUGUUUCGGUGUGCCAGAUGCGGCGGGCGUGACUUGAGCGUUUAUGCGAAUAUUCUGCCUGUGUCCCCGUGUGUCCCUCGAAACGGCUAUUUUCCCAUGCUGUGCAUAUGCCAUUUGAACCCCAAAUAGCAUGUGUACGGGCGGGGAAAUUUCCGUUUUUUGCGUAGAGAUUAUCUGACAACCUUCACGUGGUUCUCUCUGAAUGCAAAUCCGUUAAAUGUUCGUGGCAUUAAAUAAAAUAUCAUAAUAAUAGUAAUAUAAAUUUUUAAAUAUUUGCAUUACAAGUCGAUAUGACAGUCACUUUUUGCCAUACGAAUUCGUAACUAAUGUCAUGCGUUAUAAUUAAAAUUUGUUUGCAUAUUAUAAUAUAUUUAUUUGUUCGAUUUCUUUUCCAGAACUCAAACGAAUUAACACAAAUGACUCGGAGAACGUUGGUAACACGACGAACGUUUCGACAAAAUAAUAUCAUCUUAUGCGGGACCGACACGAAAUUCCUGGAAAUUAUCAUACACGACAACUUACUUUCUACGCUUCAUUAGAAAUUAUUAUCGACCAUUUGUGAUACAUAAUUUUAUAUUGUUUAACAUACGUAUACAUUAUCUAUUAUAUAUCUUUUCACUUAAACAGUUCAAAUGUAAUAUAACAUUUUUAUA
This is a messenger RNA of Daktulosphaira vitifoliae (grape phylloxera), 4233 nucleotides long. Its product is annotated as ATP-dependent DNA helicase pif1-like. NCBI's taxonomy places the organism in Eukaryota, Metazoa, Arthropoda, Insecta, Hemiptera, Phylloxeridae. The record is from RefSeq and is a predicted model, not a curated record. Gene Ontology annotation, biological process: telomere maintenance; DNA repair. Bases 2263 to 3300 code for a protein of 345 amino acids. Gene Ontology annotation, molecular function: DNA helicase activity. The transcript is spliced from 3 exons.